Molecule: messenger RNA, 5733 nt
Organism: Leucoraja erinaceus (little skate)
Lineage: Eukaryota; Metazoa; Chordata; Chondrichthyes; Rajiformes; Rajidae
Product: vomeronasal type-2 receptor 1
Exons: 6
Coding region: 2268-5000 (910 amino acids)
Biological process (GO): G protein-coupled receptor signaling pathway
Cellular component (GO): membrane
Molecular function (GO): olfactory receptor activity; G protein-coupled receptor activity
Source: RefSeq, a predicted model, not a curated record
GUACUGAACUGUUGGGAGAUAUUGUCGUUCUCAGUUUUGUUUCAAACUCUUUCAUCCAAUGAGAUAUACAGUUGUCAUUUUUUUUAGUCUUUAUACUGCAGCAAACAAACAGGCCCUUCGGCCCUGCGAGUCCAUGCCGACUGUCGAUUAGUCUUUCACACGUGCAAGGUUAUGCCGCUUUCUUUAUUUACACAUUAUGGGCAAUUUUACAGACGGUCAAUUAACCUACAAACCCGCACGUCUUAGGGAUGUGUUGGGGUACCAGAGGAAACCCAUGUGGUCUAAAGGGAGAACGUGCAAACUCCACACAUACAGCACUCGAGGUCAGGAUCGAACCAGGGUCUCUAGUGUCAUGAAGAAGUGGUUCUGCCAACUGCACCACUGCUCCACCUAAUUUUACUCCUCAUUGCUGAAUGAAAAUCAAACCAUGUUCAUAAGUCACAGACGUUGACGUAGGUUAUUCAAGUCUACUUUGCCAUUCAAUAAUAUGAGGAAAUGCAUACAUUUUUUCCUUUAGACUUUAGACUUUAGAGAUACAGUGUGGAAAGAGCCCACCGAGUCCACACCAACAAGCACUCAUCUUGUACACUAGCACUAUCCUACAAUGUGGGACCGCUUUAAGAACACCCAAUGACACGACCUUCACACCCAUCUGUGGCAAUGAAUUCCAUAGAUUCACCACCCUCUGACUAAAGAAUCUUCUCCUCAUCUCCUUUCUAAAGGUACGUCCUUUUGUUCUGACCGUGUGCCCACUGGCCGUAGACUCUCCCACUAGUGGAAACAGCCUCUCCACAUCCACUCUGUCCAGGCUUUUCACUAUUCGGUAAGUUUCAAUUAGGUCUCCUCUCAUCCUUCUUAACUCUAGCGAGUGCAGGCUCAGUGCCGUCAAAUGUUCAUCAAACGUUAACCCAAUCAUCCCAGGAUCAGAUGCUGGUUUACAAAUAAUGAAGUUGUCAUAAGUUGUCUGCUUGUCUUAUUAUCAUAAGUUGAGAAGUUCUAAGCUGAAGGACUGAGUUGGCAGUCGAACCAAUUCCUUUCAAGGAUGGCGUGAUGAAUUGAUCUAAGGACGGCCAGUAGCCCGAGGGGUUUGGUCUAACGGUUGUGGAAGAUGUUGGAUGUUUGUGGUGUCUCGGUCCUUUGGGAUCUGAGACAUCAGGAUCAGCAGCCUAACCAGAGGCCCCAGUUUAAUACAGAGGUCCAUGGUGGUUUCAAUGAUGUUUGUCAGAAGCACAGACCAAGGUUAACUGAGGAUUGCAAUCAUCCGAGUGGUUUGAAUAACAAUUGCUCAGGUGCUCCUCAAUUAUGUUGUUACAGUAAUUAAUUAACCUGGGAUGCUUCACAGGGCCAGUUUGCCAGAAGAGAUUACCAGCUGUCUUUGGCCGGAUACGUUUCACACCAACGCAACCCAAUUUCAAAGCUUCAGCAAGUCAGAAAUUAAACGUCCUAACUUUCUGCUAAGAUUUCAACCUCAUAUUUAAAUUAAACUGGUUGGUUUGCUGGUUGCUUUUGGCAGUGUAUUUAUCAACCAGCAAUUGUAACCCCGCAGUUUGGUAUCUCCACCCACAUCCAUCGGUACAUAAAUAUUUACAAAAGCAGAACCAAGCAGCCACUCAACCCAGGAUAGAAGUCGGAAGAAGGGUCCCAACAACAAAACAUCCAUCUUUUUUCUCCAGAGAUGCUGUUUGACCCGUCUCCUUCUUCUUGCGUGCGGCGUGCACAGCCUAAAGUUGUAGGACAACUGGUUCUAUUUGAUCUUAUUUGAUUGUGCACACCAGGUUGAUUGCAUUCGUCGAAACAGGGCGGACCACGUGAAGGUUGCAAUCUCCCACCCCUUUGACUCCAGCACUUUAUGCCUAUAUUUGGUAUAAACCUGCGGCUCUCUGUUUCCAUAGAAGUCAGUUGCUUGGCAGAAUCUUUUUUUUUCCACCCAUCAUUUUGCAGUCAAAAGUAGUUUUAAAAAAAUCUACUUUUUCUUUCUGCAAUACCUAGGAAACACGACCCACAUGAAAAUAUUUUAAUUAAUCGUUUUUACUUGCAACGCUUAAGUACUAAAAAAAAUCCACAGAUAAAUGUAAUGCAACCAUUUUACAAGGAGAAAUGCUGAGCUCUGCUUCGUAAUAACAUCCGAAAUCCCUUUGGGAUGAUUUCAAGGUGUUUCUUCUGUUCAUUUCAUAGUUUUAACCAAUGGGUUGAAGGUUGGUGACAUAAAAACAGGGGACCUACAGGCGAUCGAGUUUUUUCCUCCCUCUUGUCCUGAAAAUCCUGACAUGUAUUCACCAAGUUACUUACGUCUUGUGAUGUGUUUAAUCGUUUCAGUAACAGUUUCUGGACGAUCGACGUGCAAAUUGAAAGGGACGUUUAAUUUGAACAAUUUCAAGAUGCCUGGAGAUGUGAUGGUAGGAGGGAUGUUUCCUAUUCAUUACAGAGUAGUGAGCAUGAACUCAUCUUCCAACACUUCACCGCAAGCCUCAGGCUGUGAGGGAUUCAAUUUCAGAGCUUUCCGUUGGGCGAGAGCGAUGAUGCAUGCGAUCAAUGAAGUCAACCAGAAUAGUUCAAUACUGCCUGGUAUCCAUCUGGGCUACACCAUCUAUGACUCCUGCUUCACCAUUGCCAAAGCCGUUGAAGGAACGCUGACGUAUCUGACGGGGCAGGAUGAAGCUGUGCCCAACUACCGGUGUGGGUCUGGGGCACCCUUGGCGGCACUGAUCGGGGCUGGGGGGUCAGCUCUCUCCAUCGCCACUGCCCGGAUCCUGGGGCUGUACUACUUUCCACAGGUGGAUUAUUCAGCCUCCAGCUCAAUCCUGAGCGAUAAGUUUCAGUUCCCCUCCUUUAUCCGCACCAUAGCAAGCGAUACCUUCCAGUCGACCGCAAUGGCCAAGCUUGUGAUACGCUUCGGGUGGAAAUGGGUUGGCAUGAUUGCAUCAGACGAUGACUACGGCAAGUAUGGCAUCAAACGCUUUAGCGAAGAGGUAGAUAAGGCCGGUGUGUGCAUCUCCUUCUCUGAGACUAUCCCCAAAGUUUACGCCAAGAACAAGAUAGUCCGGAUCGUAGACGCCAUUCAAGAAUCGACUGCCAAAAUCAUUGUGGUCUUCUCCGCUGAUAUCGACCUGAGCUCAUUGAUUGAAGAGGUGGUGCGGCGUAACAUCUCCGAGAGAACAUGGAUCGCCAGUGAGGCUUGGAUCACCUCCGCCUUGAUUUCCAAACCAGAAUAUUCCUCGCUGAUGGCUGGGACCAUAGGGUUUGCGAUCCCUCGGGCCGAUAUCCGCGGUCUUUACCAACACCUCAUGGAGAUAAAUCCACAAAAAAACGGAGACAAACUGGAAACCGAGUUCUGGGAGAGAGCCUUUGACUGCAUGUUUUCUGAGAGCGGUGCUGCAGUCGGUAGAAUGGCAGAUUACAAAACAGCAGCGUACAACAGAACGAGGGCUAAUGCUAGAAUUCAUAAUAUCCUCCCUCUUUCUCAGCGGCCGUGUGAGGGAAACGAGAAUUUGAAACAUAUUGAAAAUACGUACACCGAUGUAUCCCAGCUGAGGCUGACGUACAGUGUGUAUAAAUCUGUAUACACCGUGGCUCAUGCUCUUCAUAAUAUGCAUACCUGUAAGCCAGGUGAAGGUCCAUUUGUAAAUGGGUCGUGUACAGACAUCCUAGAUUUUCAACCUUGGCAGCUUAUGUAUUACCUGAAAAAUGUUCGUUUUCGGAGCCUUUUAGACGAGGAAAUAUAUUUUGAUGCCAAUGGAGAUGUUGAUGCAAUGUAUGACAUUAUAAACUGGCAGAGGACCUCCAAUGGGUACAUCAGCUACAAGGUCAUAGGCAGUUACAAUGGGACCGCGGCAGCUGGAAAGGAGAUGACCAUCUACGAUGACUCUAUCAUUUGGCAUGAUGGCCAGGCUACGCCUCCAGUGUCCGUGUGCAGUGAAAGCUGUCGGCCUGGCACCAGGAAGGGGAUCCAACAAGGAGAGCCCAUUUGUUGCUUUGAUUGCAUUCGAUGCGCUGAUGGCGAGAUCACCAAUAAAACUGAUUCGAGAGAAUGCAUUCAGUGCCCUGAAGAUUACUGGUCGAAUGCAAAGAGGGAUGAAUGCGUGCAUAAAGUAAUUGAAUACCUCGGUUACAAUGAUCCUUUGGGCAUAGCAUUAAUUGCAUUGUCUGUAUUUGGGGCUUGCAUUUCCUUUGCCGUGGCUAUAGUUUACAUUGCCCGUAAAGACACGGCCCUUGUACAGGCUAACGACUGGGGGCUGAGUUUAGUGCUGUUGUUUUCACUUGCUAUCUGCUUUCUCAGCUCCAUUGUAUUUGUGGGUCUGCCCGUGGCGUGGUCUUGCAUGACACGGCAGGUCCUCGUUGCUGUCAGCUUUGCUGUCUGUCUUUCCUGCAUGUUAUCCAAGGCCGUUAACCUGAUGCUCAUAGCCAAGGCUGAGAGAGCCGAGGGGGGAAGGGGAAAACAAUUGGGCCCUCAUCAGCAAAGAAUGCUUACCUUGGUUUCCGUUCUGUGUCACGCCUGCCUGUGUACAGCUUGGCUCCUCAUCUUCCCUCCUUACCCUAUCAAGAACACACUGUCCCAAAACAUCAAGAUCAUUAUGGAAUGCAACGAGGGCUCUGUGGCAUUUCUGUGUUGCGUGUUAGGCUACGAUGCAUUGCUGGCUGGAGUCUGCUUCUUCUUUGCAUUCGUUGCGCGCCAAAUGCCCGACAACUUUAAUGAAGCCAAGUUCAUGACCUUCGCCCUGCUUGUCUUUUUUAUCGUUUGGAUUUCUUUCAUCCCAGCCUACCUUAGCACCCGGGGUAAAUACAUGGUGGCUGUAGAAAUGUUUGCCAUUCUAGCUUCUGGUUUUGGCUUGCUGGCUUGCCUUUUUGUUCCCAAGUGUUACAUUAUCGUACUGAAGCCCGAGAGGAACACAGAUGAAUUAGUUAAGGGCGUCACUAGUAACCGGGAAAAGAGCUCUCCAUCAACCUCGCAGUCAGUCUCUGCUGUAAGCACUGCCUGUUCAACAGUAACACUCAAUACCUAAACCUGUCUUUUACACAGUCUGUUUGUAUUGCUAGACUCUUUUUGCUGCUUGAAUAUACAUUAUUAAAGCCCUAAAUCAUUUAAGAAAGCUAUAGAUUAUAUAUUCUACAUAUAAAAUGCCCGUGCCUUAUAUUUUAAUAACGUAAUUUAUGCAAUGUUUAACUCUUAAUCUUUGUCUAAUCUCUGACCAAUACUACAAAUAUAUAAUGACCUGAUUCUGAGGAAGUUCACCUUAAACUCAAUGCUGGAUUCAUAAACUGUACUUCAUGUUUUUAGGCUGAAACAAAGUAAACUUAUUUUGCUUAACAUGCUUUGUAAGUUUCCAGUACUUUUUUUACAUUGGUUGCUGAGAUCGGAUAGUUGUGCACUGUUAAUGGAUCCAUGUCACAGGUAAAAUACAAUAACAAAAGGGAGUGUGUGUGGGAAGGAAGACCAAAGUGCUGGAGAAACCCAGCGGGUGCGGCAACAUCUAUGGAGCGAAGGAAAUAGGAAUGCUGGUUUACACCGAAGAUGGACACAAAGUGCUGGAGUAACUCAGCGGGUCAGGCAGCAUCUCUGGAGAAAAGGAACAGGUGACGUUUCAGGUGGAGACCCUUCAAUAGACAUUUAAAACAAUAAUCCCUGGUCCUCUUGCUAACUUCAACCAAAAAAAAAAUAGCACCUUACAUUUAGCUUGGUUAGCUUACAACCCACCGGCAUGAAUAUUGAUUACUCUAACUCCAAGUAACCCUAAC